Pungitius pungitius (ninespine stickleback) is the source of this 2885-nucleotide messenger RNA. Its product is annotated as zinc-binding protein A33-like. Gene Ontology annotation, biological process: protein ubiquitination. Gene Ontology annotation, molecular function: ubiquitin protein ligase activity; protein binding; zinc ion binding. The record is from RefSeq and is a predicted model, not a curated record. The coding region runs from base 155 to 1582 and encodes 475 amino acids. NCBI's taxonomy places the organism in Eukaryota, Metazoa, Chordata, Actinopteri, Perciformes, Gasterosteidae. The transcript has a single exon. Gene Ontology annotation, cellular component: cytoplasm.
GACGCAGAAGAAUGCGGCAGCCUUUAUAAGAUGAUUUGCUUCCUUGUUGCUGAACGGAGCCAGAGACGCAUCACAGGGUGAGAAAUCUCUACUAAACACAAGAGCCAUCCAGAUCUGUUAUUCAGGGGGACUCAGAUUUGAUAAUUCAGAGCAAAUGGCUGAAAAAAUUGCUAUUGUUGAAAAUGACCUGAGCUGCCAUGUUUGUUCAGAGACCUUCAGAGAUCCCGUGUCUCUGAGCUGCAACCACAGCUUCUGUUCAAGCUGCCUGCAGCGAUUCUGGGAACAAGCUGGAAACAAGAACUGUCCCAUUUGUAAAACUAAGUCCUCUAAAGAUAAUACUGCGGUGAAUAUCCAACUCAAGGAACUGGCUAACUCGAUUGCUGAGAGACAGAAAACUGGAUCAACUGAGACGCAACCAGAGAAGGAGAAAGAGGAGGUGGUGUGUGAAGAACAUCCAGAAGUCCCUUAUUGGUUCUGUGAGGACGAGCAGAAAGCUGUGUGUCCUGUCUGUGAGUCCUCUCUCCACCAGAGUCACAAGGUGGUUCCUCUAGAACAAGCAGUCAGGAACCUGAAGGACAAGCUGAGAUCUGACUUGAAGUCUCUGAAGAACAAGAGGGACAAACACCAACAAGUGAAGAAAACAUACAAUGAAGUGAUUCAAUUCUCCAAGAAGCAGCUGGUGUCCACAGAGAGGAAGAUCAGAGCAGAGUUCAACAAGCUCCACCAGGUCCUGAGAGAGGAAGAGGAGUCCAGACUGACAGCUCUGAGGGAGGAAGAGGAGCAGAAGGAGAAGACUAUCAGCACAAAUGUGAAGAUGAUUGAGGAGCAGAUCUCCUCUCUGUCAGACAGCAUCUCUGCUGUUGAAGAAGACCUGCAGAAACACAAGGUGUCGUUCCUCAGCAGUUAUAAAGCCACUCAGACCAGAGCCAGAGUCCAGAGCUCACUGACAGAUCCACAGCUGGUCUCAGGAGCUCUGAUAGAUGUGGCCAAACACCUGGGAAAACUGUCCUUUGGAGUCUGGGAGAAGAUGAAGGACCAGGUCCACUUCAGUCCUUUCAUUCUGGACCCGAACACUGCAAACUCCAAGCUCUAUCUGUCUGAUGAUCUGACCAGUGUGAGACGUGGAGACACAGAGCAGCAGCUUCCUGAUAAUCCAGAGAGAUUCACUAAGUAUGUAAAUGUUCUGGGUUCUGAGGGCUUCAGCUCAGGGAAACACAGCUGGGAGGUGGAGGUGGGAGACCAUCCUCAGUGGAAUAUAGGUUUGGUUAAAGAGUCAGUUGACAGAAAGGGAGAGAAAUACGCUUCACCAAAAUAUGGAGUCUGGUGUUUAGCUCAUCGCAGUGGAAAAUACACUAAUGGAGCUGGUCAGACUGUCAAAGUGAAGAAGAGUCUCCAGAAGAUCAGAGUCCAGCUGGACUAUGACAUGGGGGACGUGUCCUUCUACGACCCUGAAGACAAGACUCCCAUCUGCACUCACAGAGACACUUUCACUGAGAAACUCUUCCCAUAUUUUUGUAUUGGAAAGUCUGGUGAUGCUAAAACUGCUGAUAUCAAGAUCUGUCAAACUGAUGUUUCUCUGUGAUGUUCAGUGAAGGUGGUGAGGUCAAAGUGACUCAUCAGCACGUAUAUUAUAGGUUUUAUGUUUUUAUUCUGUAAAUAUUUUUAAACAAUGAGCAACUAAAGCAUAAAUAAGCUGAACUAUGUGUGUGAGGGAUAAUGUUCUAAAUUGUGAUUUUGGUGUAAAUAUCCUUAAAGCACAGAUGAGUAGAUUUACUGUGAUUAUUUUAUUUCAUUAACUACUUUUCAUCUAAAGAGUUUGCAUUAAAAGGCUUUAGUUUUAAAUCACGUCAUAAAGCCUCAUCUUCAAGUCCUUUAAAACCUUACUGAUGUGAAGGUUUCAUCUGUAAAAUGUACUCAAGAAAGAUCCUCAUUAUUGGCAGCAUUUUACUGUUAUAGACUAUAACAGUAUAAUGCAGUAUACUGUUCAUAUUGUCAUCAUAUAUUUGUAGUGCUGCUGUCUUGUGAGAAACACAUAUAUCUCUAAAAAAAGAUGACAGAAUAUUGACCAUGAAAGAUCGUUAAAGUUGAAAGAAUUAAACAUUUUUUUUACAGAAUUGGGAAAUAGAUUAGAUUGUAAAAGUUAAAGGCAUAUAACAUAUUGAAAACAAAUUGUGGCUAAAAAAAGAACUGGAAAACAAAGGUUUCUACUUUUGAACAUGAGGUAACAUCCAAUAUUGAAGUAUUUUGACCUAAGGGAUAAAGAGUCGUCUGGAAUAAAUGCUCUGACAUGAAAGCACCAAAAGGUGUGUCGAGAGUAAAAGGCUUAUGUGAAAGGAACGGCUUCGUCUUUGUACCAGGAAACAACUUAAAGACUGUGUUUAUGAGUGAACACUGACUGUGACUCAACAUGUCGGCACAGGGAAAUAAAACAGGUUUUUGCACCUGAACGCCUGAAAUUAUUUUCCCAUAUGAACAGGUCUGGUGAGUGUAUUUAAAAACAUCUGAAAGAAAGUAUCGACAAAUGUGUUUCCUUCACCAGGUUAAAAAGUUAAUGACUAGAAAAAGACAAAAAAAGGGGAAAUAAGAAAGAAUAAGAAUUGAAUAAACAGUUGAAAAUGUUAGAAAGUCGAAACUGUGGAUGGAUGAAUCUUAAAAUAUAAAAAUAAAUAAAGAAGAUUAAAAGGGUGAAAAAUGAUGAUGAAGUGUAAACAAUGAGGAAGGAGCAGAUAAAGUCAUGAUGGACCGACACACCAAGACAGUGGAUUCAGUGGUACAAUCAUGACACACUCAGGGUUUAGACACAUUCUGAACAACGGAUAUCUACGACAUUUCCAUUACUUUUAACCAAAUUGAAAACACACCUGUGCCUGAACCGAUACGUUUUU